AUGUUCCAUGAAAUCAUUGAACUCAUUUUCAGUCGUUGCGCGAUGACGGCUGUCCGUGAUACACUCUGUAAUCUGCGUCCACUCGAAAUUCCUAGACCACACAUUCCUGGUCUACAAUUCAUACCGACCAGAGGGCGUCUUGGCUUCUAUAAGAGCAUUCGCCGUGAUGGAGCUCAGUUUGGGUUACAAAUUAAACCUAUGGGACCACGAAGGCCUGCCUUAGCCGAUGCAUGCUGGGAUCCUCCCGUCAACGCGUCCAAGCAGUCUAAUCCAGAAACCAGCUCACGUCGAAGUAAUCCUGAUGCAUCGAAACAGCUAAAUGAGCAAAGCUGUGGAGAGCGACUCCGUAAUAGUAUGAACUCAUCCGAUGAAGAAUCCCAAACGAGUAGCAUAAGCCAGCUCUCAAAUUAUUCAGAUGGAUCAGCGUCCACAAGAAAUUCGCCAGUCGAUGAACCGGAAUAUCCAGAACCCGAUUACGACAUAAUCACACCACCGAAUGUUAAAACAAAAUUAUGUGCAGAUACAAUUAAUAACUUACGAAAAUUUUGA
This is a messenger RNA of Anisakis simplex (herring worm), 549 nucleotides long. The record is from the annotation of a GenBank genome assembly. Lineage: Eukaryota; Metazoa; Nematoda; Chromadorea; Rhabditida; Anisakidae.